GAAGUUCGCACUUGCUUCGAUUUCCUGGGAAGAAGAAAAGCCAGCCCAGCUGAAAGACAUUUCCCCACCGGAACGACACUCCAAUUCCGAUCACCGACCGGCGGCGGCGAUGGACGUCAUCAAGACGCAGCAGAUAGCCGCGAGGCCGAUGGACAAGGUGAUAGUCCACCCCCUUGUCCUCCUCAGCAUCGUCGAUAACUACAACCGCGUCGCCAAGGACACCCGCAAGCGCGUCGUCGGCAUCCUCCUCGGCACUUCCUUCAAGGGCACCGUCGAUGUCACCAACAGCUACGCAGUGCCUUUCGAGGAAGACGAGAAGGAUCCAAGCAUUUGGUUCUUGGACCACAAUUACCAUGAAGCAAUGUUUUCCAUGUUCAAGAGAAUUAAUGCCAAGGAGCAUGUCGUUGGCUGGUACAGCACAGGUCCAAAACUGCGGGAGAAUGAUCUGAAUAUACAUGCUUUGUUUGAUACCUACGUCCCUAAUCCUGUGCUGGUGAUCAUUGAUGUCCAACCUAAAGAACUUGGGAUACCGACGAAAGCGUACUGCACAGUUGAAGAGGUUAAGGAGAAUGCCACACAGAAAAGCCAGAAGGUGUUUGUUCAUGUUCCAUCGGAAAUUGCUGCUCAUGAGGUCGAGGAAAUAGGUGUGGAACACUUGCUUCGAGAUGUGAAGGAUACAACCAUUAGCACUCUUGCGACAGAGGUAACUGGGAAACUUACCGCAUUGAAAGGGUUGGAUGCUCGGCUGAAGGAGAUCAGAGGAUAUCUUGACCUUGUCAUUGAUGAAAAGCUUCCAUUGAACCAUGAAAUCUUGUAUCAUCUACAGGAUGUCUUCAACCUUCUCCCGAAUCUCAACGUCAAUGAAUUGAUCAAGGCUUUUGCAGUAAAAACAAAUGACAUGAUGCUAGUUAUAUAUCUCUCGUCCCUCAUUCGAAGCGUCAUAGCUCUCCAUAACUUGAUCAACAAUAAGAUGCUCAACAAGGAACAUGAAAAGGCAGAGGAUUCAAAACCAGUUUCUGUGCCUGCUACUUCUGGGAGCUAGAUCGGGACGUCAUACAUUCAUAUGUAUUCUUGCUUCAGACGGUUAUAUUAGAAGAGGAUUUGGAGAAAUGCUACAGGGAUAAGGGAGAGGACACGGGUAUUCUUGAGACUAUCUCAAGUUGUCAAUUCAGUUUUCAACAUCCCUCUCUCUACGCAGAAUAUACUAUCUCCCUCAUUGCGUUCAAAGCUCUACACUUAAGCUGGAUGUACUCAUUCCAGGCAAAUGAAGGCUGAAGUUCAUUCUCCGUCACUCCCUUUUCUAUUUUUCCAUAUCAUUGUUUUACUCAUUUUUGUUUCUUCGGUGUCUUUUCCAGUAGCUGCUGACAUGUACCUGCAGUUCAUCUGUUGACAAUUUAUUUCUCUUCAUUUCCUUAAGAACUUUCAAGCUGGGAGCCUCACCAAAGAAAGUAAACAAUUCCGAAACUGUUACUGUCUUCAUUGAACUUGAAAGAUGUAUAGAUCUGGCAAAUUAGCAAAAACUAUGGAUUGUUGUCACAUAAA
Punica granatum (pomegranate) is the source of this 1542-nucleotide messenger RNA. Lineage: Eukaryota; Viridiplantae; Streptophyta; Magnoliopsida; Myrtales; Lythraceae. The record is from RefSeq and is a predicted model, not a curated record.